Messenger RNA from Schizophyllum commune H4-8, 1228 nucleotides. RefSeq lists its product as uncharacterized. The record is from RefSeq and is a predicted model, not a curated record. The transcript is spliced from 5 exons. NCBI's taxonomy places the organism in Eukaryota, Fungi, Basidiomycota, Agaricomycetes, Agaricales, Schizophyllaceae. The coding region runs from base 166 to 978 and encodes 270 amino acids.
GUGCUUGGCAUUCGUCCCUUUUGCUCUCGUCCCUCGCCGUCGCUUGUUGCUAGGACAUCGUGCGGGGUGUUUUCGCCUCGUCAUCCUUCCUCUCUUUUGCCUUCGACCCUCAUUUGCUCGAGACUUUCGUUUGCUUGACCAGAGCGAACGUCCAGCAGCAAGAUCAUGCUGCAGUCCUUACUUCCCCUGCUCGUCCUCGGUCUCCCCCUUGGCGCUAGCGCGCACGAAAGGGGCCAGAAUGCAAAACGGCAUAGCGACCUGGCGAAACGCGCGCCUGGGGACGUGCAACGGUUCUCGAAGCGCGCCAGCAAUGCACGGAUGACUUACUAUGAGGUCGGUCUAGGUGCUUGCGGGAUUGUGAAUGUCCCGAGUGAUUUUAUCGUCGCGGUUAGCGCUGAUGAAUGGGACGCUGGCCUCACGCAUGGCUACCCGUCCGAUGUCUGCUUCAAGCCCAUCACUAUUGAGUACAACGGCGUCACCGCGCAGGCGACUGUCACCGACCGUUGCGAAAGCUGUCCCCCCUUUUCUGGCAUCGACCUGUCGUACGAUCUAUUCAAGGUCUUCGCGCCCAACCCCGAGGAAACUGGCAUGAUCUACGCGAACUGGUGGUACAACGACGGGAGCGGCGGCAAUGGUGGCGGCGCUACGUCGACUUCGACCAGCGAGACGAGCACCUGGACGCCCCCGCCCGAGACGUCGACCAGUGAGACGAGCUCGUGGACCCCGCCACCUCCGGAGACGACCUCGUCCUCGGCCUCCUCGAGCGAGUGGACCUCAUCGGAGUCGACGACCAAGAAGCAUCACUCUUCCAGCUCAAGCUCUUCGGAGGUGGAGUCGACGUCGGCGACGGCGACGAGCACGGCGGCUCCGGCGGCGACGUCGUUCGUGGCUGGGAAGAACAAUGUGGUGGAUAGUUUGCGGCAGGUCGUGCUGGAUAUGGGCGGGAUUGUGGUGGCUGCGGCGGGUGCGCAGGCGUGAGCCUCUCACUGUCGAUCUGGGCAAUAAUUGUCGAUCCGGGCGAGCCCCUGAAUGUUCAUCUACUAACCUACUUAUUGGGCUUUGGGUGUACAUGGUCUGGUAUGCCUGCGUCGGCACCUAAACGUACGUACUGCUGUUGUACUACUAUACCCUCGGGCCGCUCCGCCCUGAAUCUGGUGGCGGUUUACUUAACUAUUGCGGUUAUUGCCUGACCCUGUUGAUUAGUUUUAUUCGCAGCGUCUAGCUCUGA